AAACAACAUCGAUGACGUCAUCCAGCUUCAGUACUUGUCUCUGUGCCCAGUACUUCGCAAAUUGGCCAUUGAUGGAAACCCAAUUUGUGUGGGUCCAGUAUUAUCGCAGGACCAGCCUGGUUACAACAUUAGAGAAACAGUGAGGGAAUUACUACCGAACCUUGUAAUCCUCGAUGAUGAACGACUGGACGAAGAAACCAUAUCUUCCAGACAUAAUGUGUUUGAUGAGGACUGGGCUUAUCUGGAAGAGUUACAGAAUGAGACUCUGUUACAGGAUGUGCAUUCACAUCAACAAGAUGAGGUUGUAGAAGAUGGAGACCGACCGCCAACUGCAGCCCUACAACCUGCUGCAGAUUAUCGACCAGGCUCUGCCCUUCGACCUUCAUCAGGUUUCCGCCCUGCAUCAUCUUCCAAACGACCUUCAACAGCAAGCGGGAGUUCAAGUUCACUUGUUCAUCCUGGGGUCACAGUCUCCAUUCGACCUAUAUCCAGUGAUGCAGUUGAUGGAAUUGAAUCGGUCAGUGAUUUAACCAUGGGCGGUGUAAUCUGUGGGAACCCAUCAAAAGCUCUUCGGCAGAGAAAACAAGCAAAAGUUGGCUCAAAGGAAAACAUUGAUAAAAAACUGGAAAAUCUUUAUCAGAAGGGUGUGGUGCUGGGUCCCACAGAGGCUGCAGACAAUGCAUCUUCGUCGGCAGAAGAAGAGAUGAGCAACAUCAUGGACGAGCUAAAGGCUUGGAAACUGGAACAUGACAAACGAAUGGAGCUGAUUCUGAAGUCAAAAGAAGCUCAGAUUCUGAUUGUUGACCAUGAUAAAGCGGAUAACAGUGAUGAAUUCAGUGAUGAUGAUGAUGAUAAUAGCAGUAUGGAAGAUGAUGAAAGAAAAAUCCUAGAAAUCAUGAUGAAAAACUUUGGCCACAGACCUCCAUAUUUGCCGCAAAAAGAUUCUGCUGAAUUUGAACAAGGAAGGAUAACUCCCACAGCAAAAUCACCAGAUGUAGACUUGAAUAACUUUCAUUAUAAAUCUAAAAUUCCAGCUAAUUCUUUGGAGAAAUCAUCAUGUGUUGUUGGUGAAGCUAUGGCCUCCUUUCCUAAACAGGGUAGAUACGAUCAAAGCUUCGAUCUUGAGGAGGAUAUUUCAGACUCUGCAGACUUAGAUUCUGAAGCAUCGUCAUCAUCUUUGUCACUGAACCAACUGUAUAAAUCUCCAAGUGGUGACUUUAAAGACUUAAGUACUGAAAUUGAUAGAUCACUUCAUCAAAGGACGUCUUCAAGAAAUCAAAGUGAUAUAAGUUUAGCUCCACUGAGAGUACCAAGUCCAUCGUCUGCUCAGAUUAAAAAUAGAACACGCUCUAAGCUAACAGAAUUGUCUUCUCCUCGACAAAAAAAACUGAGGGUUGGACCUACUGGUCUCCCCUUGACUUCACAGACCCAGCAGCCGGUGAUUAGAAACAAUGUCGCUGUGAUUCAGUCAAGGUCAGGGAUAGUUCAGACAUGCAGGCCAGGUGUUUCUCAACCUAGCAUCGUUCUACUGCCGUCUCAACCUAGAAUACAGCGCCACCUUCCGCAACCUCCAGCCCUGAUAUCCCAACCUCCGAGCAACUCUUAA
Messenger RNA from Candidula unifasciata, 1606 nucleotides. Lineage: Eukaryota; Metazoa; Mollusca; Gastropoda; Stylommatophora; Geomitridae. The record is from the annotation of a GenBank genome assembly.